AUGACAGACAGAGGGAACUUCAGCGCACCCAAAGUCAACUCCGGGGCUCCCGUGCUGCCCCCCGAGCCGAUCGACAUCAUCCGAAUCAAGGCCCGCUCCCGGCGGGUCAGGCUCAAUGUUGGGGGACUCACGCACGAGGUCCUGUGGAGGACACUGGACCGGCUGCCCAGGACCCGCCUGGGACGGCUUAGGGACUGCAACACCCAUGAGUCACUGCUGGAGAUCUGCGACGACUACAGCCUGGCCGAGAACGAGUACUUCUUCGACCGGCACCCGGUGGCCUUCUCCUCCAUCCUCAACUUCUACAGAACGGGGAAGCUGCACAUGAUGGAGGAGAUGUGCGCCCUGUCAUUCGGCCAGGAGCUGGACUACUGGGGGAUCGACGAGAUCUACCUGGAGUCCUGCUGCCAGGCGAGGUACCACCAGAAGAAGGAGCAGAUGAACGAGGAGCUGAGGAGGGAGGCGGAGACGCUGAGGGAGAAGGACGGGGAGGAGGAGGAGCACGGCUGCUGUCCCGACAAGAGGCAGAAGCUCUGGGACCUGCUGGAGAAACCCGGCUCAUCUGUGGCCGCCAAGGUCUUGGCUAUGAUAUCCAUCCUGUUCAUCAUCAUUUCCACCAUCUCGUUGUCCCUAAACACCCUGCCGGAGCUCCAGGUGGUAGAUGAAUUUGGCCAGUUCAAUGACAACCCCAGCCUAGCCCAUGUGGAAGCUGUCUGCAUUGCCUGGUUCACCAUGGAGUACAUACUGCGCCUGCUCUCAGCACCCAACAAGUGGGAUUUCAUCAAAGCACCACUGAACAUCAUUGAUUUGCUGGCUAUCCUGCCUUACUAUGUGACCCUCUGCCUAACUGAGUCGAACAAGAAUGUGAUGCAGUUCCAGAAUGUGCGCCGUGUGGUCCAGAUCUUCCGAAUUAUGAGAAUCCUGAGAAUCCUGAAGCUGGCCAGGCACUCAACAGGACUCCAGUCUUUGGGCUUCACUUUGCGAAGGAGCUACAACGAGUUGGGUUUACUGAUCCUCUUCUUAGCCAUGGGCAUUAUGAUCUUCUCUAGCUUGGUGUUCUUUGCUGAGAAGGACGAGGACGCAACCAAAUUUACCAGUAUCCCUGCCUCCUUCUGGUGGGCUACCAUUACUAUGACCACUGUCGGUUAUGGAGACAUCUACCCACAAACCCUGCUGGGCAAGAUUGUAGGAGGACUCUGCUGCAUAGCAGGUGUGUUGGUUAUUGCCCUUCCCAUCCCAAUCAUUGUCAACAACUUCUCUGAAUUCUACCGGGAGCAGAAGAGGCAGGAGAAGGCCAUCAAGAGGAGGGAAGCUCUUGAAAGAGCAAAACGGAGUGGAAGCAUUAUUUCCAUUAACCUAAAGGAUGCAUUUGCACGCAGUAUGGAACUUACAGAUGUGUUGGUGGAAAAGAAAGAGGACGGUAAGUGUCCUGUGGACAAUAACCUGUCACCCAGCCGCUGGAGCUAUCACAAACACUACUCCAAUACAGAAGUGGCUAGCCCAAGCAAGUCCCAGCAUUCUCAUUACCUAGAAGUUGCUCAGCUAGGCUCCCCUGAACGAGUCAAGCCUUUGUCUAAUAAAACAACCCCUCAAAACCUCAACGCAAAACAGCUGGAAGAUGCUUACAAUAAGACAGCUUCCAUCCAGGAGCAGCAGGAGAAAGAUUUAGAGGAGCGGAUGGAGAUGAAAGCAUUGACUUCCACUCAGGCACAACAAACUUCAACUGAAGUCGGCACUACCAGGAAAUUCUCCAAUGUGGAUGAUGAUUUUGCAGUGGAAAGAGGUGAAAGAAGCUCUCUGCUCCCCAGUGUUGAAGGAGGUGAAACUGGUGCUAGAUACCAGCGCAUCCCCCCUCCCUUGGAUCUAAGUAAGAUCAGCACCAUGGAGGUGGACAGGGGCAGUGACAGCCUCCAGCCAAUGGCCAUUAUUAAAGAGGGUUUGUAUGAGUUUAUGUCCAGUCCAAGAGGAAGUGCGACUGGAGAUGUGGAUUUGAUGCAACAGAAAGUGGAAAGCUUCGGGGAGACCAACGACAGCAUCUGCAGCUCCUUGCAAGAUAAUAGUAGCCCUAAGAAGACAAGAACCCUCAAGGUUGACUUCAUUGGAUCCCAAGAUGAUGUCCUUAUGGCAGUGCUGACACCUGUAGCAACCCCAGCCUCCACUGGCUCAGCCAAGCUUGCUCAACUACUUUCCGAAGACAUCUUGCCCAGGUUUUCUUCCUCUCCUAGCUCAGUAACCCAGGAAGCUAAGUCCCCACUGGCAAUCCUGCAAUCUCCGUUUCUGGCCCAGCAAUCUGUCAGUCCAAAUAACUCCCAGGGGGGAGGUGAGGGCUCAGCAGCCAGGAGCUUAGAAGGUGAAGGGCAGCUCACGGGCUUAAGCCACCAGGGGAAGAAUCACAUGGAAAGGUCUGCUGUCGGCUCAGGUAGCAGUGCUAGCCCACUGGCCUCUAAAGCCAGUCCACUCAACUGCACCCAGGAGCUAGAAACUAUGGAAGAAGGGGAAGAAGGAGAAGGAAGGGAAGUUGCAGAACAGAGUGGGGAGAAACAAGAAAACCACAUUGUUCUGGACAGAAGCGCGUCACCAACUUGUGAAACAAGCAUGUGA
Messenger RNA from Anoplopoma fimbria (sablefish), 2601 nucleotides. Its product is annotated as potassium voltage-gated channel subfamily B member 2-like. Lineage: Eukaryota; Metazoa; Chordata; Actinopteri; Perciformes; Anoplopomatidae. Gene Ontology annotation, biological process: potassium ion transmembrane transport; protein homooligomerization. The record is from RefSeq and is a predicted model, not a curated record. Gene Ontology annotation, cellular component: voltage-gated potassium channel complex; membrane. Gene Ontology annotation, molecular function: delayed rectifier potassium channel activity; protein binding. The coding region runs from base 1 to 2601 and encodes 866 amino acids. The transcript has 2 exons.